This is a messenger RNA of Hippocampus zosterae (dwarf seahorse), 2200 nucleotides long. RefSeq names its product solute carrier family 35 member C1 (gene slc35c1). Gene Ontology annotation, cellular component: Golgi apparatus. Gene Ontology annotation, biological process: GDP-fucose import into Golgi lumen; protein O-linked glycosylation via fucose. The coding region runs from base 140 to 1231 and encodes 363 amino acids. Gene Ontology annotation, molecular function: antiporter activity. NCBI's taxonomy places the organism in Eukaryota, Metazoa, Chordata, Actinopteri, Syngnathiformes, Syngnathidae. The record is from RefSeq and is a predicted model, not a curated record. The transcript has 2 exons.
GAGCUACAGGACUUCCGCAGAGAGUACGACUACGUCAGACGUCUCUCUAUUCAAGCUAGCCCGUUGAAGUUCCUCAUUGCUUCGUCCUCGCACCUCAGUGUGCGUUAACUCGAGUAAAUGAAGACCUUUCUCUUCAGUCAUGAAUAGGACCCAGCUGAAGCGGUCCAGUAUUUUGAGGAUGGCUGGUGUGGAAAUGGUGAACCGAGACGGAAUCGAGGAGACCUUCCUCCUCCGGGCUGCGAGGAUCGCAGCUGUGGUAGCAAUGUACUGGUUCGUCUCCAUAACAAUGGUGUUCCUCAAUAACCACCUUUUGGACAACCACGACCUGGACGCACCGUUAUUUGUGACAUUCUACCAGUGCGUUGUGACUGUGAUGCUCUGCUGGCUGAUGCAGCUGUUGUCUGCCGUGUGCCCGCAACUGGUCGAUUUCCCUUUGGUCAAAUUUGACGUGAAGACGUCCCGCGAAGUUCUGCCCCUGUCGGUGGUCUUUAUCGGCAUGAUAACAUUCAACAACCUGUGCCUGAAACAUGUCGGAGUGGCCUUCUACACUGUGGGACGUUCCCUCAGCACUGUAUUCAAUGUGUUGCUGUCGUAUGUGGUCCUGAGGCAGACCACUUCCUUUAAAGCCAUAUUGUGCUGUGGGAUCAUUCUAGGUGGAUUCUGGCUUGGUGUGGACCAGGAAAGCAUAGCGGGCUCCCUCUCCUGGUCAGGUGUCUUCUUUGGUGUAGUCGCCAGUGCCUGUGUGUCUCUCAAUGCCAUCUUCACAAAGAAAGUGAUGCCUGCAGUGGAUGCAAAUAUAUGGAAACUAUCCUACUAUAACAACAUCAAUGCAUGCAUCCUCUUCCUCCCACUCAUCCUUGUAUUUGGAGAGGUGGGCCGCAUUACCAGGUUCAGCCGCCUCACUGAUCUGUGGUUUUGGGCCAUGAUGACACUUGGAGGGGUGUUUGGGUUUGCCAUCGGUUAUGUCACAGGCUUGCAGAUCAAGUAUACCAGUCCGCUAACUCACAAUGUCUCAGGGACUGCAAAAGCCUGUGCUCAAACUGUUAUUGCAGUGUUGUACAACUCCUCCAGUAAAUCCAUUCUGUGGUGGACCAGUAACAUGUUGGUUCUAGGAGGGUCUUCAGCCUACACGUGGAUCAAGAGCCGAGAAAUGAAGAUGAAACCCUCCGGGCCUCAGGAUUUCGCCAAAGAAAAAUUGAUACUUGGAGAGAAAGCAAACACAGGGGUAUAGUCCCCCCCACCCCCUCAAAAAAAGAAAAGAAAAGAAAAGAAAUCAUAAAUCUGAAAAUUUAAUUCAACAUUUUGUCUGCUCUUUUUGUACCCAUAAUGUGAAAUGCACUUUUGAAGCCAUCUGGGGUUUAAUCACACUGGGUUUAUACUGUAAUUUCAGGUCACUUUGUGUCAUGGUGUAAACUUUUUUGUCUUUAAAUUUAACACUGUUGUGGUUCCUUGACACGUGCGAGCCAAAUUCACUUCAUACUGAGGUUGUUACUUUAUUUAUGCUUUAAAAUAGGCUCACAGCACAAAGCAACAAAAUUGACUGAGCAUCUAUCAAAAAAAAAAACCAACUUCAACGUAGGUGUACUGUACGUAAAAGUACCAAUGUACAGUACAGUAUUUAUUUCGGGGGUUAUGCUACAAUUGCCUUUACAACACUGACUAAUCUAGUUAUGUUCAUGUUCCCGCCUCGGUGUAAAAAUAUUGUAUUUCAUAAACAUGAGUAUCAUUUUCAAAUAACAGUGUUUGUGUUGUUUGUUGAGCACUGACAAUGAAAUCAACAGUCAGCAUAUAAAUGUCUAUUUCAAUUGCCCAUAUUUGUUAGGUUAAUUUUUGUGGGGUCAAAUCUUUUUUGCGCCCCCUAGUGUCCACGGGGAGCGUUUGUUUGUUUUUGUUUUGGUAUAUAUAUUGUAUGAAAGAAUCAAACAAGACGCUGAUGGUGUAGUGGUACACUUGCGGGACCUGUGUGUGGCCAGUGUGGGAUCGGAUCCCAGUCAGUGACAAAAUUAGAGUGAAAGUAAAAGUGUGAAUGGUCGUUUGUCUCUAUAUGUGCCCUGCGACUGACUGGCGACCACUUCAGGGUGUAGUUUGUCUAUCGCCCAAAAAGGCAGCUUCAGCAAAUCCCUGUGACCCUGUUCAGGAUAAACAAAUUACUGUGUGGAAAAUGGAUGGAUGGAUAAAUCAAAUAAAACGUUGAAUCAAA